AGACAAGCCAGCUGAUUACCAAAACAUUGCCAGGACGGUAGCAGCAGAUGGCAAAGAUGUUGACGGCUCAUGGGAAGCACUUGGGAAAAUGUAUGGUCCAGCAGGCAGCUGGCUUGGGGAGAAGACUGUCAGUAUGUCAGCUCCACAGCAGUCCAGUUUGCUGCAGUGUCAUUGAUGUGAUGAGCGAUGAUUAUCAGUACAUACACAAGUCCAAAAUACCAACUAUGCACUUCCAGAAAUCCCUGUUGAGGCUUCCAAUCCCAGCUUUGGACAAGACAUGUGAACGUUACUUGAGGUCGCAGAAAGUCAUAUUGUCAAGUGAAGAGUACCAGAGGACAGAGAAGUUUGUGACACAGUUUAGAGAGGGAGUAGGACCAACCUUACAAUUUCAGCUGAAGGAUAUUGACAAGGCGAAUAAACAUACCAGCUACAUCUCUGGUCCUUGGUUUGACAUGUACCUGAGCGAUCGUGUUCCUGUUGUCCUGAAUUAUAACCCCUUCUUGGGAUUCCAUCCUGAGGAGCGGCCAGGCUUGUCAGACCCUGUGAUCCGUGUUACCAAUACAUUAGUGUCAUCUCUGAGAUUCAUGCGCACUUUGCGAGAGAACGUGUUGGAACCUGUUGUGUAUCACCUCAAUCCUGCUAAGAGUGACACACUCAUGUUUCGCAGAAUUGCCAGAUGGACACCUUCUGCUAUUUCAUCUUAUGCUGCAUAUGCACAAAAGGCCUUUCCUCUGGAUAUGUCUCAGUUUGGCAGUAUGUUCAACUCCACUCGCAUCCCAAAGCUUGGCAAGGACAUCCUCCGUGCUGAUCCCAAGGCGCGCCACGUGCUCAUCAUGAAAAAUGGACACUUUUAUGUCUUUGAUGUGUUUGAUAAAGAUGGUAACAUCUUGUCACCUGAGCACAUUCAUGCAUGUGUGUCCUACAUCUACAAUGACCAGAUACCUCCAGCUAAACGCUCCAUUGCCAUAUUCACAACGGAGAACAGAGAUACCUGGGCCAAGUGUCGUGAGGAGUUAGUGGAAGCAGGAAAUGAAGCAACUCUUGAUGUCCUUGAUACUGCUGCCUUCAACAUUGUGUUUGAUGAGACGGUUCUUGGCGAUGACCAUGAAAAGAUGUACCACACAUUCCUCCAUGGUGAUGGUAACAAUCGGUGGUUUGACAAGUCCUUUUCCUUGAUCUGCACGGCUGAUGGUCAGUUGGCACUCAACUUUGAACAUAGCUGGGGAGAUGGAGUGGCAGUUGUGAACUACCACACUGAAGUAGCAAAGGACAUUGCCAAAAGACCUUCAGUUAACUCUGACAGCAGACCUGCCCCCAUUGAUGCUUCACAGCUUGUCCGCAGGCUGGAGUUCACAUUGACUCCAAGCCUGGAAGCAGCCAUAGACAAAGCUCACCAGAGUUAUGAGGCCAACACAAGUGCCCUUAAAAUUGAUUUACUAAAACCUGGUUAUUUUGGAAAAAAACUGUGCAAGAAAAACAAAUUAUCUCCUGACUCUCUUAUGCAACUUGGAUUUCAGGCUGCUUACUACUUUCAAAAUGGUGAAUCUGCUGCCACAUAUGAGUCUUGCAGUACAUCAGCCUUCAAACAUGGCCGCACAGAGACCAUCCGCCCCGCUACGCUGGAGACACUAGCUUUCUGCAAGGCCAUUGCCCAGGCACAACCCCCAAGUCAUUCUGAACUCAAAAACUUGUUGAAUGAAUGCUCAAAAAUGCAUGGCAGCUUGACCAAAGAGGCAGCUAUGGGACAAGGUUUUGAUAGGCACCUGUUUGCACUGCGGAAACUGGCAGAGGCUAGUGGCUCCCCUAUGCCAGACAUUUUUACUGAUCCUGCAUAUGCCAAGAUCAACCACAUCAUCAUCUCCACCUCAACUCUUCCUUCAGAAGAAAUUUCUUUUGGAGGAUUUGCACCUGUAGUCAGUGAUGGCUUUGGUGUUGGGUACAUUAUACGGGAUGACGAAUUGGGCUGUACUGUUUCGACAUAUCCUCCUCACUGUGAUGGGGCCGACUUUCUUGAAUGUGCUAAUAAGGCAUACCAGAUAAUCAAAGAUGUGCUCACAAAAGAAUAAUGUCAGAGUCAUUAUAUCCUACGAGUACAUUCAGAAAUGAUUAAUAAGUGAAAGUAAACCACAAACAGAGCAGUGAAUUAUAUUAAUAUUUUAGAUUUUCAUUGUUUUAACCUCUUCAUGUCCACAGCAUAUACAUUUCCAUUCACAUAGACCUCACUCCUGCACCCCUUGAUGUGUGUCCUUUCAUUCCAACUUACUUCUUGCAUUGAGUAAUUGUUUCUUGAUCCAUAUUAUACAUCCUUAAAUGAUACUAUAUGACAGUAAGUAGAGAAUAGGUUCUGCUAACUAACUAAUCACAGUAUAGAGACCACAUGAGGUAAUACAUCUCAGCCCAUCACACCAGUAAUGAUUAAUAAAUAUAUUAAUUUUUUCCCAAGACACAGACAAGGAAGAAAUAUUUCAUGCCUUUGUCUUUGCUUUGCCAUAUUGCAUAUUUUUCUUCAUUUCUUACAUGAUUUCAUAGUCAUGUUGAACAUGAAUGAUGCUGUCUGACAUAUCUGUGUGCAGAGCUAAGAGUGACAAUGAGUGAGUCAUUGAAAGUGAAUUAUGGUAAGAUGAGCUGUUGGAAGAGUAGAGAAAAUUUUUUAUGUACAUAUUUAUUUGAUGAUGUCUCACUUGAUGCCACACCUGUGUUCUGUGACACAAUUAUCACCAUGAUUUCUAGCAUCAAACUCAUUUAACUCUUUUAUUACAAUGUACAAGGAACACAAACAUUCAAAGACAAUUAAUCACCAAGACAAAUAGUCAUGGUAGCAUUGUGACACCCCCUGGCUUGGGCAUGAAGAAGUUGAUUAGUUAUACUUUAGAUGUAAGUAUAGUGGAUGUGUUGAUAUUUUAAGUAAAUUGGGUGUGAUAGUACAACUGACUACAUUAGAUUUGUGUCAAUUUUAUUGUUUACAAGUUCAAACUUUUUGUAACUGGUGGUUUAAUCAAUCUGGAUAAAUUAACAGAUUGGAAAAUAGUCAUAAGAAAUUUCAUUAUGUAUUUUAUAUCAUACCAGACUGUUAUCACCCUUAAAAAGAGACAGCCAAGGCAAAAUACCAUUUUUUCUAUGUAAGAGGGGAAAGCCAGCCAAAAGUAACAAAAAAUAAAAGAAGGGUGCUCUUAGUUACCAGGCUCCUCCCAGGUCUGAUAGAGUUUGCCAAAAAUGGAAAAAUAUCUUGAAACUUCCCUUUUAAAUGAAGUCAAAUCAUAGGAAGUUGGAAAUACAGAAGGAGGCAGGGAGUUUUAGAGUUUACCUAUGAAAGUUAUGAAAGAUUGAGAGUACUGGUUAACUCUUGCAUUAGUGAGUAGGACUGAGUAGGGGUGAGAGGAAGAAGAAAGUCUUGUGCAGUGGGGCUACAGUUGACAAGAUCAGAACAGGUAGCAUGAAAAUAUCAGAAGAUAGCAAAGAGAUGCAAAAUUCUGAUGGUGAGAAACAGGCUGAAGACAGUCAGAGGAGGGGAGUUGAUGAGACAGCAGCACCAAACAUGUAAAGGACAGAGUUAGCAGUUGGAGGGGCCAAAAUAAUACUGGCAGUGACACUUCAGAAUGCCUAACUUCAUAGAAGCUGCUCUAGCAAGAGAUUAGAAAAGAAAUUUCUAGUUUAGAUUAGGAGUAAAGGACAGAGUGAGGAUAUUUAGUGAAGAAGAGUUAGGAGGGGAGGCAUGCAGUUUGCAAGAUAAGAAGAGGUAUUAAUUUUUCCUCUUGACACUUUCUCAAGGAUUAACAAUGCAUAUUAGGAUGAUAAGUGUGUUUAUUUACUAAGGUUGGUGCUCCAUGUUACUUAUGAUGAAUAAGUAAUAUGAAUAGGUACUUCUUGAUUUGAGAGAGAAAAAAAAAUUAUAUACUAUAUAUAUAUAUAUAUAUAUAUAUAUAUAUAUAUAUAUAUAUAUAUAUAUAUAUAUAUAUAUAUAUAUAUAUAUAUAUAUAUAUAUAAGAAGCUAAGAUAAAUAAGUAGAGGAAAUAUCAGGUAUUAGCAAGAGUGGGAUGAAUGUUUCCCAAAUCUUCUCUGCAAGAUACCAACCAAGCAGCCUUUGUCCCUUUUAUUGUAAAGUGCACUUACUUUUUUUUUUAUAGUAUUGAAGUAGGUUGCAAAUUUAGAUUUUAAGUGAUUGACUGUGAUGUCACUCUGAGGGACUAAUAGUAAUAGAUUGAGGUUCA
This is a messenger RNA of Portunus trituberculatus (swimming crab), 4208 nucleotides long. RefSeq names its product carnitine O-palmitoyltransferase 2, mitochondrial-like (gene CPT2). The transcript has 14 exons. NCBI's taxonomy places the organism in Eukaryota, Metazoa, Arthropoda, Malacostraca, Decapoda, Portunidae. Gene Ontology annotation, biological process: fatty acid beta-oxidation. Gene Ontology annotation, cellular component: mitochondrion. The record is from RefSeq and is a predicted model, not a curated record. Bases 48 to 2066 code for a protein of 672 amino acids. Gene Ontology annotation, molecular function: carnitine O-palmitoyltransferase activity.